CGAAGUUUAGUCGUAACGGCGCAGCGGUAACCACUGUGCGUGUGCAUUCCGCCCCGAAGUAACACCAAAAAUAUGCAAAAAUAUGAGAAACUCGAAAAAAUAGGAGAAGGCACUUAUGGCACCGUUUUCAAAGCGAAGAACCGGGAAACUCACGAAAUCGUCGCUUUGAAAAGAGUACGGUUGGACGAUGAUGACGAAGGUGUACCAUCCUCAGCCCUUCGUGAAAUCUGUUUAUUAAAAGAAUUAAAACAUAAGAAUAUAGUACGCCUUUAUGAUGUAUUACAUAGCGAUAAAAAACUGACUUUAGUGUUCGAGCACUGCGACCAAGAUCUUAAAAAAUACUUUGAUAGUUUAAAUGGAGAAAUAGACUUAGACGUAGUGAAAUCAUUUUUUUAUCAAUUGUUACGUGGACUAGCAUUUUGUCACAGCCGUAAUGUACUCCACAGAGAUUUAAAACCACAAAAUUUACUAAUCAAUAAGAAUGGCGAGUUGAAGCUUGCUGAUUUUGGAUUAGCAAGAGCAUUUGGCAUUCCGGUUAAGUGUUAUUCUGCGGAGGUUGUUACAUUAUGGUACCGUCCACCAGAUGUUCUUUUUGGAGCAAAAUUAUACACAACGUCCAUUGAUAUGUGGAGUGCCGGAUGUAUAUUUGCUGAGUUAGCAAAUGCAGGAAGACCGCUUUUUCCUGGCUCAGACAUAGAUGAUCAAUUAAAAAGAAUUUUUAAAAUGUUGGGUACACCGACGGAAGAAACAUGGCCAGAAUUAACGAUGUUGAUAGAUUACAAACCCUUUCCACAGUAUCAUCCUACACAAGGAUUGGCUCAAGUUACGCCAAAACUUACCUCAAGAGGAAAAGAUUUAUUGCAGAGAUUAUUAGUGUGUAAUCCAGCACUACGAUUAUCAGCGGAAGAAGCAAUGGCGCAUUCUUAUUUUAAUGAUUUAAACCCUGCCAUUAAAAAUGAUCGUUGCCAAUAGCAAUCUUGUGUUAGUUUUAGAAUUUUUGAAGUUACGUGCUUCAAAUUUACAGACCAAAAAUACUCCGACGAAAGAUCGUUUGUUGAUACAUUUCGCACUCGAUGCGCCAAACAUAUUGUGUGAUAUUAAAAAGUCCUGUUUUAUAUAUAAAAAAAACAAAACCAAAAAA
This is a messenger RNA of Polistes dominula (European paper wasp), 1141 nucleotides long. RefSeq names its product cyclin-dependent kinase 5 (gene Cdk5). Gene Ontology annotation, biological process: axonogenesis; synaptic vesicle transport; neuron apoptotic process. The record is from RefSeq and is a predicted model, not a curated record. Gene Ontology annotation, cellular component: nucleus; cytoplasm. Gene Ontology annotation, molecular function: ATP binding; cyclin-dependent protein serine/threonine kinase activity. NCBI's taxonomy places the organism in Eukaryota, Metazoa, Arthropoda, Insecta, Hymenoptera, Vespidae.